UGUCUCUGUCGCCAACGGCAGGAAUAGAGGCGGCUCGUGGCCGGUGUUUGCCGACGGAAGGAAGAAGCCCUUACACUUCCCUCUUUAUUAUUAUUAGUACCUUUGUCACAAUGUGUGCCUCCAUAAAAAGAGUUCACGCAUUUGCACGACUCAAGCCCUCCGCUGACUUUUCUCAAGAUAUGAUCAAGUUUGGACCCGACAAUCUGACUAUCAAUAUCUACAUCGAAAGAGACCAUUCAAAGGGAGUUGUCAACAACAAACAGACGGACUGGUCUUUUAAACUAGAUGGUGUUUUUCACAACGCAACGCAAGAGCUGGUUUAUGACUCCGUAGCCAGAGACCUGGUCUCCCAGGCUCUCAAUGGAUAUAAUGGAACUAUAAUAUGCUAUGGGCAGACAGGAGCCGGUAAGACUUUCACCAUGACAGGAACAACAGGAAACUAUGAGCAUCGAGGAAUCAUUCCCCGAGCUAUACAACAGGUCUUCAAAUCGAUGGAGGACCAUGCCAGUCAGUUCAUGACCAUUCGAGUUUCCUACCUGGAGAUCCACAACGAGAUCAUCUUCGACCUCUUAUCCUCUACGCCCCACGUGGCUUACCCUCCGCUGUCCAUCGCAGAGGGCCCGCAGGGGGUUUCUGUGAAAAGUCUGACUGUGCACACCUGCCCCAGCGAAGAAGUUGCUUUAAACUUUUUGUUUGAGGGCGACAUGAACAGAACUGUCGGCCAUCACGCUCUGAACAGCCACUCUUCUCGGUCUCACUGCAUCUUUACCAUUUACAUUGAGUGCCAUUCCAGAAUCAUGUCAGAUGCCACGUUCGUCACUUCCAAAAUUAACCUGGUAGAUCUGGCCGGCUCAGAGAGGUUGGCAAAGAGCAAGUCAGAGGGACGCGGAUUGAAGGAAACAACUUACAUCAACAAGUCUCUGUCAUUCCUUGAACAAGUCAUCAUUGCGUUGUCUGAGCGUAACAGGGAGCAUGUCCCCUUCCGGCAGAGCAAGCUCACUUACACCCUGAAGGACUCUUUAGGUGGAAACUGCAACACUGUCCUGGUGGCUAAUAUCUGCAGUGAACCUGUUCACAUAGUGGAGACGCUAUCCACGCUUCGUUUUGCUACCAGGAUGAAAUGGGUGACCACUGCUCCAGUUGUGAAUGAAAAAUUUGACACAGAGCGCUUGGUGAAGAAUCUCGAAAGGGAGGUCCUCUAUCUGAAGGAGGAGCUGGCUGUGCACAACAGUCUGCUCAAUCGCCCACCAGUGACUUAUGAGCCCCUGAACGAAAUCCAGGUGGCAGAGAUCAACUCUCAAGUCCGUCGGUUCCUUGAAGGAACCAUAGAUGAGUUUGACAUUGUGAGCCUCAGACAAAUCCACGAAAUCUUUAACCAGUUCAAAGUCAUCUUGAGCCAACAGGAGCAGGAAGUGGAAGCCAGGCUGAGGAGCAAGUACACUCUGAUAGACAAAAGUGACUUUGCCACUCUGGCUGCAGUUCAGAAGGCAGGACUGGUAGAUGCUGAUGGCCACCUGGUUGGUGAGGUUGACGGGCAAGGAUUUGGCAUUGGAGUCGCUCCUUUCUCAGCCAAAUCUGGAGGGAAGAGAGCGAAAAUGAAAAAAGGCAAAGAACAGCCCAGCUCUGCUCCACGGAAGGAAGGCCUGGCCAGUACUAUUUCAGGGAAGGAGCUGGAUUCCAUUUCCAUCUCGCGCAGCCAGGUGGUCAGCAAGGAGCAAGAGGCAAAGGAGGCCCAGGACGUCCUCAGCGUCGAGACCUGCCGCACUGAAUCUGGGCCUAAGGAUGAUGCUGCAGCCCAGCCCAGUUGCCCACCUACCAGGAUUGCCGCCUUUGAGGACUUCAAGAGUGAGCGUGGAAGUGAGAUCAACCGGAUCUUUAAGGAGAACAAAGCUAUUCUAAUCGACCGCAAGAGGAAAAUGAGCGAGGCUGCUCAGAGGAUCAGUGUGCUCAAGCAGGAGAUGGAUGCCGCCAAGCAGGCCCUAGAGUGCCAGAGACUGGACCGGGAGCAGCAGGGAGAAUAUCUGAACGAGGAGGGUCAAAUCAUCAUCGACGAAGAUGAAUUCCUGCUGCUCGUGAAGAUGAAGGAGCUGCGGAAGCAAUACCGAGCGGACUUCGGCAGUUUCAGAGACCUCCAGUCCGAAGUCCAGUACUGCCAGCACCUGGUGGAUCAGUGCCGUCAGAAGCUGCUGACAGAAUUUGAAAUCUGGUACAACGAGUCCUUCCUCAUCCCCGAGGAGGUCCAGGAGGCGCUGAAGCCUGGAGGCGCCAUCCGGCCGGGCAUGAUUCCCAUCAACAGAGUCCUGACGCUGGAUGAAGAUGAGCAGGAGAGGUUUGACCGGAUGCAGGAGGAAGUGCUGCCGUUCUGCCCGGAUUCUGUCUCCUUCUACAACGCUAAAGCAAAGACUGACCGCAAGCACAAGUAUUCCCAAGCCAUGACUACACUCGAGCAAAUGAGAAAGAAACCCGCUGGUAUCCAGUCUGUGGUGAAGAACAAGCCUCCAUCCGGGCUUGACGCUACGUAGCCAAGCCAGGAGGGCUCCCGCCUUGUUUUCUGAAGGUGGAACGUAAACCAACUGAUCUUCCGGUGUGAGU
Eublepharis macularius is the source of this 2592-nucleotide messenger RNA. It is a transcript of the gene KIF9, whose product is annotated as kinesin family member 9. Gene Ontology annotation, molecular function: ATP binding; microtubule motor activity; microtubule binding. The record is from RefSeq and is a predicted model, not a curated record. Lineage: Eukaryota; Metazoa; Chordata; Lepidosauria; Squamata; Eublepharidae. The transcript is spliced from 21 exons. The coding region runs from base 111 to 2522 and encodes 803 amino acids. Gene Ontology annotation, biological process: microtubule-based movement.